Molecule: messenger RNA, 6704 nt
Organism: Drosophila eugracilis
Lineage: Eukaryota; Metazoa; Arthropoda; Insecta; Diptera; Drosophilidae
Product: homeobox protein abdominal-A
Exons: 6
Coding region: 2238-4016 (592 amino acids)
Biological process (GO): anterior/posterior pattern specification; negative regulation of transcription by RNA polymerase II
Cellular component (GO): nucleus
Molecular function (GO): RNA polymerase II cis-regulatory region sequence-specific DNA binding; DNA-binding transcription factor activity, RNA polymerase II-specific
Source: RefSeq, a predicted model, not a curated record
CCAUUCUUCUCUCUCACUCCAAAUGUAAAAUCCUUUGAAAUGUCAGAUUGCAAAGUUCUCGAAGUGGAGAAGUUAAGAAAUUGCAGAUUCGCUUUAUAUCCGCACAUAUUUGCGCUCACGAAGGAGGAAGCCAGAUAGAGCGAAGGGGAGGAGGAUGCUUGUGUGCUGUCCAAUUUCAAUCGUAAAUUUGAAAUUUUUCAUAAAAAUGUCAUAACAGCAAUUCCAGCGACAGAAAGAAAAAGAGAGAAAAGAAAGGCGGACAAAAGGCGGCGGCGGCGGCCGAAAAAACAUUUUGCAGAGUCGGCGUUUUUCAUCUCUCGAAAUUUAUGGAUUUUUCGUAAUGCCAAUAGAGAGCAGAGGGUGGGCCCAUAAAAAAAUGAAAUACAAAUUUCGGCUAAUUUGUAUCGAAAGGCACUCACUCAGAGCUCACAGCCAGCGCACUCAACACGAAUAAUGCAGGGCAAUUUAAUCAACAAUAACAUUUUGCCAAACAAAGCAUAAAACACUUAAAAAAUCAUAGCACUCAAAGCGGGGCUCAAAUAGUUUCACUCAGCUGGGACAUUCUCACGUUAUAAAGCGGCAAAUUAGGAGAGCACUUAAAAGGCACUCAAACGGGCAAGAUAACUCACUCAAAGCGCGGCGAGGCGGCCAUCAUGCGAAUGAGAGAGAAGGCGCGAGAGCCAUGGCUAUGCUUUGCUCGAGUGCACAGGGGAUAAGAGCGAGACAGCCAUAGGAGCUAACUGCGCUGCCAUCUUUCUUAUUGCCGCCGCUGCCGCAGUCGACGUUGAGUGAUUCCCGGCGAAUGAGUGAGCCAAAGUGAAUUGUCACAAACUCAGCAUCCAGUUGCCCAUAAGAACGCUCGCAUGGCUUUUGUAUUGCGCCAUAAACGUUUCGCUGCUCGUAACGCCACAACGCUCGACGUUUCGCAGCGGCCUUCGCUUUCGCUUCUCUUCUCGCGCGUAAAGCGGUCUCCCCAAAAAAAUAUUAUAUAGAAAGAAAAAAAAAACAGAAACGAAUAAAGAAAGAAGGAAAACCCGGCCGCCGACCCCCCUCUGCAGACAGACAAAACUCAAAGUCUCCAACGGACUCAAAGCGCCUCAGUCGCUGUCGCUCUCUGUCGUCGCAGUCGCUGUCAACGUCGCUGCCCGCGCCGGCAGCAAGAAUUACCAAUUACACGAAAUUUUUAUACUCUUUUAAAAAUUUCGUUUUAUUAUAAUAUUUAUUAUCGUGGCGCGCAGUAGUGUCUGCGGAACUCAGCUCUCCACUCUUUGGAUUCUCGGCCCUCCGAUUCCGAUUCCGAUUCGGAUUAUACGAUUAUACGACUAUACAACUAUACGACCGUACGAUUCAGUUUCCGAUUCGCCGUGUUUAUUGUUCCGUACCGCUCCGCUUCGGCCGCCGGCUUAUUGUCACUUAACUGUUAUAGACCGCAUAAAAUAUAAUAAAAUUGUGUGUGAAAAUCUGUACUGAAAGUCCAGAGAAAAAACAAACUGGAAAAACUGUCAAAACACUCGGUUUUUAUAACUCUCUGUGUGCGGUGCAUAAAAAUUAAAAAGCCAUAAAGUUGACAUCGUAAAAAGGUUCGCUUGUUCCAGAGUUCCAGAGUUCGAUAGUUCUACCUGCAAAGUGUUUUAUGGUAUUUUAAACAAAGUAAUUAAAGCAAAACGUUGGGAGAAAGCAUUUCUCCGGCCACACACAUACGCACACACGCCAACUGACUCACGCACACUUGAGAAGUCGUUAAAAGCCGCAGGGAAACUCACUCUGCCAUAAAAAUACAAGAGUGCCAUUAAAAAAGAUCGCGCGCCUAUAAAUCACACGUACGGAAUCCCGCCGGCACAACGUCCAUUCGAAUUUCCGCGUAAUUGAUGGCCGAUUUUUAAUUGCUUUUACAACAAAUAAAAGGCACAAACACACACCCCCAAAACACACAGACACACACACUUGUGCCACAGCUGCAGCAACAAAGCAACCCGAGACCAUAUGCAAAUUUAACAAAUUUCGUUGUGAAUUCGCCAGCUUCGAGCGAAAUAACAAAGAGAAAGAAAACUGAAGCAGAAAAGCUGCAAGUACAAGCUGCUCGCCAAAAGUUCGCUAGAGAAAACCCGAGAAAGUUAUUAACCAAACGACUAAGAUAAGUAAAUCGAACUCGAACUAAAAACGAAAAAAGAACUAAGAAAGUGGACUGAACAAAAUUCCGAAGAUUUGAUCCUCGGCCAGAGAGCAAAAUAUGUGCAAUGUCAAAAUUUGUUUUCGAUAGUAUGCUGCCAAAGUAUCCACAGUUCCAGCCGUUUAUCAGUUCGCACCACCUAACCACCACCCCCCCGAAUUCGUCAUCUGCAGCAGUUGCCGCCGCCCUAGCCGCCGCCGCCGCCUCUGCCUCCGCCAGCGUUUCAGCCAGCAGCAGCAGCAGUAACAGCAACAACAACAACAACAACAGCAGCAGCAACAACGCCACUAGCAACACCAACAAUAACAGCAGCAGCAGCCCCAGCAGCAGCAGCAAUCACAACAGCAAUCUCAAUUUGAGCGGAGGUUCUCUUUCUCCUAGCCAUUUGAGCCAGCAUCUGGGCCAGUCGCCCCACUCGCCGGUCUCCUCGUCGUCGCCCUUCCAACAGCACCACCCACAGGUGCAGCAGCAACACCUGAACCACCAGCAGCAGCAACAUCUGCACCACCAGCAACAGCAGCACCACCAGUACUCAUCGCUGUCCGCCGCCCUUCAGCUGCAACAACAACAACACCACAUCAACAAAUUAGCCGCCGCUGCCGUCGCCUCUCACGGCCACGCCCACCAGCAACUACUGCUAACUCCCCCGUCGGCUGGUAAUUCGCAAGCCGGUGACAGCAGCUGCUCACCGUCCCCUUCGGCCUCUGGGAGCUCUUCGCUGCACCGCAGCCUCAACGACAACUCACCCGGAUCCGCAUCCGCGUCCGCAUCCGCAUCUGCGGCCAGUUCCGUUGCCGCCGCUGCAGCCGCCGCCGCCGCUGCGGCCAGCUCUUCGUUUGCCAUCCCCACCAGCAAGAUGUAUCCUUACGUGUCGAACCACCCCAGCAGCCAUGGAGGACUCUCCGGAAUGGCAGGAUUCACAGGACUGGAGGACAAAUCGUGCAGCAGGUACACAGACACCGUGAUGAACAGCUACCAGUCGAUGAGCGUACCUGCCUCGGCAUCCGCGCAGUUCGCUCAGUUCUAUCAACAUGCCACCGCCGCCGCUUCAGCGGUAUCGGCAGCCAGUGCCGGAGCGAUCGGCGUGGACUCUCUAGGCAAUGCCUGCACACAGCCCGCAUCCGGCGUGAUGCCAGGGGCAGGGGGAGCGGGCGGAGCCGGUAUCGCCGAUCUGCCCAGGUAUCCCUGGAUGACGCUUACAGACUGGAUGGGAAGCCCCUUCGAGCGUGUCGUUUGCGGCGAUUUCAACGGCCCCAACGGCUGCCCCCGAAGACGCGGCCGACAGACCUACACUCGCUUCCAGACCCUCGAACUGGAGAAGGAGUUUCACUUCAACCACUACUUAACUCGGCGAAGGCGCAUCGAGAUCGCCCACGCUCUCUGCCUGACCGAGCGCCAAAUAAAGAUCUGGUUCCAGAAUCGACGCAUGAAGCUGAAGAAGGAGUUGCGUGCCGUCAAGGAAAUAAAUGAACAGGCGCGACGCGAUCGCGAGGAGCAGGAGAAGAUGAAGGCCCAGGAGACGAUGAAAUCCGCCCAGCAGAACAAGCAAGUGCAGCAGCAACAACAGCAGCAGCAACAGCAGCAGCAGCAGCAGCAACAGCACCAGCAGCAGCAACAGCAGCCGCAGGACCACCACUCGAUCAUCGCACACAAUCCGGGCCACUUGCACCACUCCGUGGUGGGUCAGAACGAUCUCAAGCUCGGCCUUGGCAUGGGCGUGGGCGUAGGUGUGGGCGGUAUUGGACCCGGCAUCGGUGGAGGAUUGGGUGGAAAUCUAGGCAUGAUGAGCGCCCUGGACAAGAGCAAUCACGACCUACUGAAGGCGGUCAGCAAGGUCAACUCCUAAGCUGACCACAACCCGACGACGCCCAGCCGAGCCAACGAGCCAAUCUUCCACCAGCCGCACCACUAGCUCCACUAGCACCACCACCACCACCGCAGCCACCGCCAGGACCAGUGUCCGGCGUUCUUUUUCGUCUCCUCGUCUGUGUAAGGCGCGAGAUAGCAAGCAGAAGAUAAAACUCGAUAACUAAAAUACGUAAAGUUUUACAUAGUAAAUAGUUGCAUAAGUCUACAAACAUACAUACACCCAAGGAAGUGGGUGCGAUGGCCCAGAGACGAUGAGCUGGCCAAGGGUUAAUUGCUGUGGAUCAAAGCUUUCUGAGGUUUACCCCGAGUGCAGUGGGCUAUUUGAUAGUUCAGGGCAUGCGAUUCCCUUCCAGAUCUCCAGUGAGAAUUUGUGUAUCCGACAUUUCUUCCAUUACUUUCGCUUUCCAACCCCCAAAACGGCAAUUCAACCCCCAGCGCAGAGUCUCUGGGCCAACGUGCCCAGUUCGGUAAUAUUAAUGGAUAACUUGAACUACUUAGAAUAGCGGUAAAUGCUUAAGGCAGGAGUUAGCAGGAGACGCGAUCUAUAUAAGAUGAAUAUUGACGAAAUGAGCGAUUUUUGAUAGUCAGAGAGCCCACGUUGCCAGCCACCAACCCAUCAAGAGGGGGGUCUUGGACAAGGCAACUCGCGGGGUUCGAGUGUAAAAUUAUUUGCGACUGCUGUAGGAUAACCUAGUUCGAUAUUUAGAGCCACGUUCGACUAUGUUAAACGGUAUAUAUGAAUACAUUACUAUAUGGAUAUGCUUACAGAUUAAUGAUACUUACCUAUAGAGCGAUAGAGCGUACGUUUUGUAUCCACCCUAUUUAUUGGAAACCUAUGUUUAUGUUUUUCGCACAGAAAGAACCCUCUUCCAAUGUCUUCGUUUAAGUGAUGCGUUUACCGUGUGUUUUGCUGUAUUUCGUUGUAUGCCAACGCUUCACUACAAUGAUUUCUUCAAUGCCAUAUUAAUCUUAAUUCGAGAGCCAGUAAGCUGCUGCGAGAAAGCUGCUGCAGAAUGCGCUAAUAUUUCCAUAAAUACCAGUUGUAAGGACGAACGGUAUGCAACAUACCCGAAAGCAUAAUCACGAUUUCAAAUACGUAAUAAUAAUAAUGAAACUCGAAACUAAAUUGGAGUAAGAAGGAGCAAGAUGAGAAAAUAAAUGUCGUUUGCCAGUGACUAAAAUUUUAAAUUAACUACCAUUAAGCAAGGAGAACGUACACUACGGGCAAAAGAGCCUACAAAUCUACACAAAAACGAAAACUACAAAAGUAACAAACAAACAGAAAGGAAACUCUGAAAUACGUAUUAGCUUAAGGUUGCAACAACAGACAAACUGUCGAGAAGGGGGAGAGGUUAAGAAAGAGAAGGAGGAGGAACCAUGGCAGAACCCAUAUACGUAGAUUUCAAACUUCCCGAAAUUCAAUUUACCUAGCAUAGUCUCUCGCGGAUUGCAAGUUGGAUUAAAGUCAAAAUCUAUUUAUUAUACACAACCGAAGCGGAAGCGCGUAUUUACAUAAACAAUUAUUGACAAAUAUAUAUGAAUAUAUAUUACAAAUAUAUACAACUAUGAACCUAUAUGUGUAUGUAUAAAUACCUAAAUGUAUGUGUAUCUAGUAUGGUUAACACCAAAAGCAGUCGGGUCAGAGUUAAAGUCACGUUUUGACCGAAAAACCAGAAAACCAGACACCACCAAAAAAAAAAAAGCAUCAGCAUCCCCCAGCACAUCCUUUUCGCUAUAGGAAGACCUUCCUGUAGUACCGUUGUCCUUUGUUUUUAUCAAGUCCCCCUGGUUCGAGUGAUAUUCCCGGGCGGUGACAGCCAUUUGCCUUGUUUCACGACCUGAUUAAAAGGAAACCGUUUUUGUUUCUGUUUCUGAUUCUGUUCCCACUUCCGUUUUCGUUUCCGUUUCCGCUUUCUGUUUUUGUUGCGUUUCAGUUUGGCUUAAGUUUAAUGUUUAAUGUUUAAUGUUUAAUGUCCCAUUCGGACGGCCUAGCAAAUUAGAGCGUAAAUUAAUAUUAUAUUUUGUUUGACCCCUUAUGCUAAACACUUCUGUUAAUUUUAGUUUAAGUUUAGUUGUGACAAAUUGUGUAUUAUAUAAUUUUAUGCGAUUUCAAAAUGAAUGCGAAAGAAAAUUAAAAACAAAAGACGACCUUUGUUUCACUCCGACUGGGAGGCCACUGCAACGAGAACCCAUCCAUACGCCGACCUCUCCGACGAGGUCCAAAAACUUCAAAUCAAACUAACUAUUAGCUAAUGCCUAACGAACAACAUAUAUACGUAGAAUCAAGUCGAUACUAUAUACUAACCAACCAAGUUUACUCACCCAGCCCGAAGGCAAUCGGAACUUGCGAUAGAUCAAGAGCCCGCAUAUACGUAACUGAAUUAUAUUCGAACUUUAAACAGAUCCUAGUAUUAGAUCGAGGGGCGCCCAAGCUAUAUUCGCCAUCGUAUUUGUACAUAAAAACUGCAUGAAAACUAUUUACGUUAAGAAAAUGGAAAAGAUUCAAAUCUGGAAAUCAAAUUCGUUUCCGUUCGAACAGAUUUCAGCCAAGGGGAUUAAAAAUUAUGAAAAUUAUGAACGAACCCAAAAAGAAAAUGAAAAUAACGUUAGCAUAAGCCAACCACUGCAGUGAAGAAUUAAUAAAUAAAUAAAAUCAAAAGGAAAU